Zingiber officinale is the source of this 1871-nucleotide messenger RNA. Its product is annotated as UPF0481 protein At3g47200-like. NCBI's taxonomy places the organism in Eukaryota, Viridiplantae, Streptophyta, Magnoliopsida, Zingiberales, Zingiberaceae. The coding region runs from base 16 to 1698 and encodes 560 amino acids. The record is from RefSeq and is a predicted model, not a curated record. The transcript has a single exon.
UGUCAAUUACGAUACAUGUCUAAACAAUUUCAGGUCACAUUAGACAACACAAAGGCUGCGGGCAGAAAACAAGAAAGCAGCAACAAGGCCGUGCAAGGACUGAAUGAACUUGCAGACACUAGCAAAGAUAUAAAGGAGAGAAUUCUUGACCAGCAACAUGAAAAUAGGAAGUUUGACGUAACAAUUGACAUUCCUGAAGAAAAAAGGACAAUAGAAACGAGUAAAAGGACAUCAAGUAGGAUAUUUGAACAACUGCUUCUAGAUCAUGAUUUGGUCAAAACAAUGCAACAUAGUGGGAAAGAAACAAGCAUAUCAAUCAAAGAACCACCUGAAGCUAUAGAUCUAUUUUUCCAUGAGACAAUCAAGAUCUGGUUAAGCCUACAGGAUGCAACUAAUAAAAAUGAUGGUGAAUACACUAUUUUCAGAGUACCUGACAUUAUCAGGUUAAGUUAUAGUAGAGCUUCUGAACCAAUGAUUGUUCCAAUAGGUCCGUACCACCAUGUACAUAAGAGGUUAGCAUUCAGAGAAAUGGAAAAACACAAACCAGACUGCAUAACUUAUUUGCUAUCACUAGCUCCACGUGAAGAGGAAGAAGGUGAACUAAGGAAAAAAUGUUUCACUGUACUAGAGGAUUUAGAGAGCAAGGGACGGAGCUGCUACUCAGAUAACACCCGCCUAAUGGAAAGUGAACACUUCACCGAGAUGCUGCUGCGUGAUGGUUGCUUUAUCAUUUAUCUUCUGCUCAGUCAGGAGAUAGACAACAGAGAACAGACAAAUGAGAGUGGAAAAUCAAUCAGCUCGGUAGAUAAAAUAAGAAGGCCAAUUAUUGAUACACAAAAGCUAAAUGAUAUCAAGUUAGACCUGCUUAAGCUAGAGAACCAGAUACCAUUUUUUAUCAUUCAGACUCUCUUUGAAUUUAUCAAGCCUGAUUUGCCCCCUUCUUCCCUUAUCGAUCUAGCCCUCAAAUUUUUUGAUGAUCUUCUUCCAUCAAAACCCAAAAACAUACAGAAGCCACAGGUAGAUGAAGUCCAUCAUCUCUUACAUCUGGUACACAUGUCACUUGUUCCCUCAACCAUUCACCAAAUGCUUAGUUCUGAAAGUUGGGAACCAGACUUACCUUCUAUAAUUGAUGCACCAACCUGGAUACCAAGUGCAAAAGAGCUGCAACAAUCUGGUGUCAAAUUUAGAGGGAACAAGGAUUUAGGUAGCAUUUUGGAAAUCAAGUUCCAUGAAGGGACCAUGGAGAUGCCUAUCUUACAACUUUAUAACUCAACGGCAGUUCUAAUUUCCAAUCUUGUUGCAUUUGAGUACUGCUACACAAAUGCAGGAGCACACAUUACAUCCUAUGUUACAUUCCUUAGUUGUCUUAUGCAUGGAGAGGAAGAUGUGAGACUGCUUCACUUAAAUGGGGUUGUUAUUAACAAGAUGAGCACUGACAAGAAGGUUGCUGAAUUUUUUAGCAGGAUUUGCCCUCAAGGCCCCAUUGCUUCAAAACCAAAUCACCUAGGCAACCUGUUCCUGAAAGUAAAGGAUCAUCACACGCGCAAAAAGAAUAUAUGGAUGGAAGAAGCAAAAAGGAAAUACUGCAGCAGCCCAUGCGUGACUUUAUCAUUGGUUGGCGGAUUAUGCCUUCUUAUGUUAACUUUUCUGCAGACUUCAUUCACAAUCAUACAGACAAUUCACGACUUGAGAAAGUGAAAGAGGUAAGUCCUUUUCUCUUGAGAAAAUUGGUAGAUUAUAAAUUAUAAUGGUUUUUCUUUUUGUAUUUACUCAAUAUUUACAAUUGAUCCAGGACCAGGACACUCAAAUGUCGUAUAUAAUAUAGUAACACAAUCACACAGAGAAUAAGGGAAGGUGUGGAUCAGCUAAAA